Molecule: messenger RNA, 300 nt
Organism: Diuraphis noxia (Russian wheat aphid)
Lineage: Eukaryota; Metazoa; Arthropoda; Insecta; Hemiptera; Aphididae
Product: pfs47 receptor-like
Source: RefSeq, a predicted model, not a curated record
AUGGGCAAUGCCCGUGGUUACGGAUGGGUUCCGAUAGAUCAACAACACUCGCUGUUGUGGGUGCCGUGCAAUUCCGGCGAUCCGUUGCCUAGAGGAGCCGUACACGCGGGCACGGAUAAGGGCGGCGACCCGUUGUAUGCGGGUCGAGCUUUUUACGAAGGUGACUUACUGCCAGCGAAAAUAAAUCCKAGUCAUUCGUCGGCAUACGUGUGCUGGGGAGGCAUGGAGCACGCUUUGAGCCACUUCGAGGUCAGAUCAAUUACUGUUAAUUUUAUAACCGUUUAAAACGAGUGUUGAAAA